CUUAUUAGUAGGCCUAGAAAAUACUCUAAGUCAGUUAAAUAGAAGACAAGGCUUUACAAGACAAUACAAGGCAAUCUCACACAAAAAACAUAAAUACUUGAACACAAUGCACAAGAACUUCCAAACUCUGCAAAACACUAAUCCAUCCAGCAUGAAGAAGGCCAAUCCCAAGGAAAAGUUAUUUCCCAUUCGCCUUGGCUUUUAUAGGAACCCCAGCGAGUAUGCCGAUCGCACGACCAGCGAUCGCGAAUAUGGGUUGAAAAGUUCCAAGGGAUCUGGAACGCCAUAUCCGCAAAAAGCGAAGAAAUUAGAUACGGCGGCACUAACGGCCAAGUUGGAGACGGAUAGUCUGCUCCGAUCUGAAUUAAGCGACUUAUCGAUUGUCAUCUCCGAUAGAAAGGUGUCCUCAGAACCACAAAUGGCAUCCAUAACUACAACCGAACCAACGUUUGAGAUGAGACGAAAGCUAUUUGACGAGGGCGAGUUCACCAUCUGCAAGGGUCGCAAAUUGAGCCAGGACUUCCAUCAUGUAGUCGAAGAUGAAAACCGUGCAGUUCACACAACGCUGAAUGCCAGGGAUAACAUUCCCUAUAGCAAUUUCAUGGAUCUGAAGAAUUUCUGCGACCAGAACAACAUUAAAUUUUCCAAGGGUUUCGACGGUUAGCGUUCAA
This is a messenger RNA of Drosophila simulans, 671 nucleotides long. RefSeq lists its product as uncharacterized. Bases 107 to 664 code for a protein of 185 amino acids. Lineage: Eukaryota; Metazoa; Arthropoda; Insecta; Diptera; Drosophilidae. The record is from RefSeq and is a predicted model, not a curated record. The transcript has a single exon.